This is a messenger RNA of Neltuma alba, 1609 nucleotides long. RefSeq lists its product as uncharacterized. The transcript has 4 exons. Bases 460 to 1368 code for a protein of 302 amino acids. Lineage: Eukaryota; Viridiplantae; Streptophyta; Magnoliopsida; Fabales; Fabaceae. The record is from RefSeq and is a predicted model, not a curated record.
GAUUACAAAAUGAAAAUCUAAUGAUAAUUUAAUAAAAUAAGUUAUGUCAUAAUGGGAACAACCAUCCCUCUCUCUAAAUAUGAGAGAGGCACUCACACAUGGAGAGACACACAGCUAAUCCAGCUUUUUCAUUUCUUGCCUUCUUCCCUCACAGCCUGGCAAGCCUGAGUCAUUAUUGCUCCAUCAUUCCGCAGUUUUUUUAAUUUGUGUUUGAGCUUUCUGGUUAUUGCCUUGUUUAUUGUUCUCUAAUCCAGAAGGGGCUGAGGGAGAAGUUGAAUGUUCUUGAGCUGCCAAGGGAGAUUAGUUUUCUACUGCAUAUGAUCUUUCUCCGAACUCAUCAGCUAGAGAGAACUUCUUGGAAUUUUCCAUCCUUUGUGUCAGAAAACCAUGAAAGAGUUGGUUUCUACUCUUAACAGUCCUACUCAAUUGUGGCUAAAAAUGCUGGAAUGAGGAAGGAAAAUGUUCGAUGAGCUUCUUCACAGAAAGCUGCACCUCUAUUGCUUCGUUUUUCAGGGAAUUAUAUCAGAAGAUUCGAGAAAAUUUCGCAUGGGGACCAAGAUUGAGCAUUCCAUAAAUCCUCUAGCAGUAGCUGUAGAGAGCAACAACUUUAGCAUCAGUGGUGUGGAUGUCUGGGAGUACUAUCAGAAGAAAAGGCUGACAGGAAUCAACAAUAAGUCGAAAGAUCCCAUUUCCAUGGAUAGGAUACUUGACAGAAACAGCAUGGAAUCCAUCAAAAAGACAAUGCAGAUGCAAGAGGAUAUCUUCAAACACCAGGUAAGAGAACUGCACAGAGUAUAUAGUGUUCAAAAGAUGUUGAUGGAAGAACUGAAAAAGGAAAGCAGACAAAAGAAUAUCUGGACUGCUAUGAGUGGCUUAGAAAUUAGCCUUCCUUCUAAUCGUCUCAGUGAUCAGCAGCAACACCAGAGAAGAACACAAAAUUCAUAUGGACCAGAUUUCCAGGUUCAGAGUUUGAGAGAAGAUUAUUAUUCAAGAGAAAGGAGUGGGAGCUGCUCUGGUGGGGACAAAAUGCCUCAAAGGGGAUUUGAUCUUGCAAGGCCUGCUGAAGAAAAUGAGGGAGAGGCAGGGCCUAGUUCAUAUACUGCAUUUCAGAGCUGUAAAAUUAGGAAUGAUGGUGAUGACGACGACAUGGAAGUUGAUUUGACAUUAAGUAUAGGAGGUAGUGGUUGCAGCCAGGGCAAGAAGAAGAAGGAAAAAAACCAUCUGCUUUAUUCAUCUGCAUCUUUCAAAUCAGAAAGAGGAGAAGAAUGCAGUGACCCUAACACCCCAAUGAGCAGCUCAAGUGUGACAUUUGAUCAAGAAAGAAGAGGGGGAAUACAUUGGUUUUCUCAAGAUUUAAGGUUUAAAUAGGAGUUUAAUUCAACUAGCUUGUUUAAAAAAACCAUUUCAACUCUUCUUCAUGGGCCAAUGAAUUUAUACGGUUCAUACAUUCAGAUAUUCCUCUAUAUUAGUUUCUUUUUCCUUUUUCCAAUAAAUGAAUUGGAUGAUUUACAAACCCACAUUUUAAGUGUGCUUUUUGUAAAUAGGUUACCUGCACUUCGCACAAUUUCUUAGUUUACAUGCAUGUCCAACAUGUUCUUUCCCAGUUUAA